Annulohypoxylon maeteangense is the source of this 2666-nucleotide messenger RNA. Its product is annotated as ubiquitin binding protein. Gene Ontology annotation, cellular component: ESCRT-0 complex. The transcript is spliced from 5 exons. NCBI's taxonomy places the organism in Eukaryota, Fungi, Ascomycota, Sordariomycetes, Xylariales, Hypoxylaceae. Gene Ontology annotation, molecular function: phosphatidylinositol-3-phosphate binding; metal ion binding; ubiquitin binding. The record is from RefSeq and is a predicted model, not a curated record. The coding region runs from base 262 to 2451 and encodes 729 amino acids. Gene Ontology annotation, biological process: protein targeting to vacuole; protein transport to vacuole involved in ubiquitin-dependent protein catabolic process via the multivesicular body sorting pathway.
ACUAACAGUAGGUGCAUGAAAUCACAACCUUGGAACUCCUUGAACAUUGAACAUGUUAUCAUUACCAACGUCAAAUAUCAGCCUCCAUUUCCAUGUGUACUACCUAGGUUGUCGCGCAAUCUUCUUUUGCCUUUGAUUAAGCAGGCCACUUUUAAGGUUAUUAUCUCUUCUUUCUUGCAUAGUGUUGAGUCUAUAGUCACUUGAUAUUGCGAUCCGAUCACUCGCGAUUGUCGCUCGUCUCUCUCAACACCAUUUCGCAAGAUGAUGGGAGGUUGGUGGUCUUCCUCGGCCAACAGCGCCUUGGAUGAACAGAUUGAGAAAGCAACUGGGAGUAGUUUAGAGGAUAUUCCCCUCAACCUCGAAAUCUCCGAUGUUAUUAGAUCCAAGACUGUGCAGCCUAAGGAAGCCAUGCGAUCGCUGAAACGUCGCAUUGGCAACAAGAACCCAAACACCCAGCUAAGCGCAUUGAACUUGACGGAUACCUGUGUCAAGAAUGGUGGCUCCCACUUCCUGAUCGAGAUUGCCUCCCGAGAGUUCAUGGACAAUCUAGUUUCUCUUCUCCAUGCAGUUGGUCCCGCCGCCGUAAAUUUAGAAGUCCGAGCCAAGAUAUUAGAAUUGAUACAAUCCUGGGCCGCCGCUACCGAAGGACGGUAUGAUCUGAAAUAUAUCGAUGAUACAUAUCAGACGCUGCAGAGGGAAGGCUUCCAAUUCCCUCCGCGGACUACCGUAGCAAGCAGCAUGAUUGACAGUAGCGCCCCUCCCGAGUGGUCUGAUUCCGAUGUCUGUAUGCGAUGCCGCACCCCGUUUACCUUUACAAACCGCAAACAUCACUGUCGCAACUGCGGUAACUGCUUCGACCAACAAUGUUCUACCAAGACUCUCCCUUUGCCUCACCUAGGUAUCAUGCAGCCUGUACGAGUCGAUGACGGCUGUUAUGCCAAACUGACAGACAGAUCUAAUAAAGGCGGCUUCGGAAGACAAGAGCGUUCGCCUACGAGCCCAUCAUUUCCACACAAAAAUCGCAGCUCAUCUACUAUGCAGCCACGGAACGCCCGGGUCGACGAUGCUUUUGAUGAAGAUCUUAAGAAGGCCUUAGCUAUGAGCUUAGAGGAAGUACAAGGACACUCGAAGGGAUAUGUCCCCCCUACGAAUAACGCUCCUUCGGCAUCUCACCCGAAGACUAACGUGACUUCACCUGCGCCCGUAGGGGCACCCGAGGAAGAGGACGAAGAUCUCAAAGCCGCCAUCGCAGCUUCUCUAGCAGAUAUGGAGGAGCAGAAGCAAAAGCAUUCCGCGGCAUUGAAGCAACAAACAACAAGGACAGAGAACGCGCCGGCUACUUCAUUUGCGCUACCAAAGAAUGAUUAUGAACUUACCCCUGUGGAGGCCGAGAAUAUCAACCUCUUUUCAACACUAGUUGAUAGAUUGCAGACUCAGCCCCCUGGCACAAUCUUGAGAGAACCACAGAUCCAGGAGCUCUAUGACUCCAUCGGAGCUUUACGUCCUAAAUUAGCACGAACGUACGGCGAGACGAUGAGCAAACAUGAUACUCUUCUCGACCUACAUGCUAAACUAUCUACUGUUGUUCGAUAUUAUGACAGGAUGUUGGAGGAACGUCUAUCAAAAGCCUAUAACCAGCACAACAUCGGUGGCUACACCCUACCUACCCCUACGCAGCAGUCGGGCCCUUAUCCUUCAAUACAAUCAGCCGCAGCCAGAACUUCUACAUCGGCAGAAAACUUUUAUACCGGAGAGCAACUCCCAGAUCCUAGUAGGACACCCGUGCCUCAAUACCCUCAACAUGUCCAACAAGGCCCACAACAGCAAUUUGCAAGCUACGACAAACGAGCUUCGGUAUCAAUGCCUUCAAGCAACCAAUAUCCCCAUCAUGGUGUUCAGAGAAGCGAUAGUUGGCAGAAACAAGGACCUUCCGCACCAGUUCAGUAUCCCAAUCAAGUGAAUUUCACCCCGAAUGAUCCUCCACGAGCUAACCACGCAUCUCACCCGUCUCCCCAAACCCCUCUUAAUAAAGCGCCAGAACCGGCCGGAGUAUCAGCAGCUGACCCUAAUGCUUCUUACUAUUACAACAACUCGCAACCGAGUAACGACCACGCGACGCCGGGUAUUCCUGUAGAAGCGGCGCCUUCACCGUAUCCAAAUCUUCAACAUACAAUAAAUUAUGCAGGGCAGUCAGUCCCUCCGACGCCUGCGUCGGUCCCUACACAACCGUCUCAACCUCCACAGCAAUAUCAACAAGUAGGUCAUCAAACGCAACAGCCACUAUAUUGGCAACAGUCUCAGCAGCAACCACAUCAGCAACAAGAUCAGGCGGUUCACGGGUAUCAGCCAACUGGGAUUGGAUACUCUAGAUAUUCGCAAGAUGCAUUUCCUGCUGCCCCACAACAUGCGCCUCAACAACCUGUCAUAGAAGAGAGUUUAAUUGAUUUAUAAGGAGAAGGAUCAGGGCACAGUGGAAGGAAGUUUAAAGUAUGAGCACUAGGAGGUUUAUGGCAUUAUUGGCGAGAUCAUCUCAUAAGUAGUUGAAUGAAUAAAAAAUCGGCCAACUUGGACAGCAAAAUACCUACAAGAAAUUAUGUAUCGCAAUUAUAGUCUAAGUCAAUCAGUUUGCAGAAUGCCUACUAGGUAGGCACCUAGGUACCUAAAGC